AGUAUUUCGAAACGCGGGAAAGGAAGUAACUCUCCCGUUCGAGAGUUGGUGCUAAAACUACAAUGAUGGUGAGAGGACUGUUUUGAUCUCAGUGGCCAUGGCAACCUGGAGGAUGGACACCAAACGAACCGCCUAAUGAGUAGUUUAGCAUGCCUGAUCCAUUCCGAAUUCAUGCUUUUCUUUCGUAUUAGUGGUUGGAGAUCGCUCCGAUGUCGAACGGAAGUCUUGAAUGUGACGUGCGGAUCGACCGCGGAUCGAAAUUGGGACUGCGCCGAGCAUUUUCAUCAUUUUAAUAAAUCGUCUCACGAAAAAUUCGUGUAUUAAGCACACGAAAUUUAACGGCAACGACCUGGUUACGGCAGACACUUGAUGAGACUGUGUAGGUAGUGCUUUCAAAUCGUUUGUCCCCGACGAGAGAUGUUCGAUCACUCUUUGCCGCUGUUGUUCUUGAAUCUCGGGGGUGAGAUGAUGUAUAUUAUCGACCAGCGCCUCAAGGCUCAAGAGGUUGACGUGGAGAAAGCCAAAACAGUGCUUAACGACAUCGGGAAGAUAAUGCUGAAUCAAAGAUGUUUGGAUGAGUUGUUCAAGCCGCAGGAGGUGUACAAUCGUCAAGCCUUGAAAACUCUAUUCCAUGACCUGGCUCACGCCUCCAUAAUGCGGCUCAACGAAAUCAGUAUGGAUAAACUUUUCGAUUUGAUGAUCAUGGUGUUCAAGUACCAGCUCGUCCAGUGCUCCAAGCCGCAAGAUCUUCUCCUCAUUACUCUUAAUCACCUUGACUCUAUUCGUUACCUUCUUACCACACCAUUCUGUCACAAACAGCUUGAUGUUACCUAUUUCAUGUUGAUCAAGACUUACAGUCAGGUCACAAGUGGGGAUUUGCAAAACAUACGGUUCCAUCUACUCAGCUUCUUCCAGGACAUUCGAAUACGGGUCUCUCUUUUCCUUCGCCAGGGUCUGCAAAAUAACGAUGGUGGUUUCAUCAUAUCAACUAAUUACACCUUGCCCUAUGAGUAUGAGGUGCCAGGCAGCAUUAGACUUUACAAUUCUGAAGGUUGCAUCUGUGAUCUUCUUAACUUCUCACCUGGGGGUAAAUAUACUCAAGCUCCAGAACCAAGCUCCUUAGAAUUGAGGGGGAAAAGGUGCACUACCUUAGGCACCAAUGUAUAUUCUGCCAUUAAGCCACACAAAAAAGAGGAUGAAAAUUUUUGGAGCACUUGUGAUAGUGUUAGUUCGGAGCAAUGGCAUUUCACAGACACUGAUUGUGGAUUGCGAGAGGAACUUAAUUUGUUGAUAAAACAGCUGGGAAAUAGGCAAGAUACUCAGGGAGAAGGUUCUCUCUCAUCUGUAACAACUUUCAACCUCUUCGAAGAGGACACUGAUCCCACAAGGUUAGUUCAAAGCAUCCGUUUCCCUAUUUUCGUUGGUUUAUAACGGCAUGAAAGCCAAAUUCUAAUUAGUUGACAGUACAUUUUUCUCUAGAUGAUUUAUAUUUUGCAAAAACAAUCAAUAUCAAAGACAAUCCUGACAUAAUGAGAUAGAUCAAAAUAGAAGGGCAGUAUGAAAAAUUGGUGUAGUGGUCAGACCAGUCAAACUUAUUUAUUUCAAGUGUUCCUCGGUGUGAAAAUCACUCCUGUCCAUAAGCAAAUCUACAAAAAAAAAA
Molecule: messenger RNA, 1660 nt
Organism: Bemisia tabaci
Lineage: Eukaryota; Metazoa; Arthropoda; Insecta; Hemiptera; Aleyrodidae
Source: RefSeq, a predicted model, not a curated record